AUGGAUCAGUUGGCAGAUGAGCUUUUAGAAGAGCUAUCAUUGGAGGACCCCCUACAAGUUGCUUUGACCAAGGAUUCUUCAGAAGGAUAUGUGAGCUCAGAAACCGAGGAAUACUCGAAGCUCCUUGACACCUUCAGACCAGUUCCAAGCAUUCUGAGCAUUGAGGGGUUAGACAGGCCAAUUUGCGAAGUCAUGGCAGUGAGCUCGAUCAAGAGCGAUCGAGCCUCGAACAAACGAACUCGAUCGAGCUGGGGACUGAAUGCAAGGAG
Molecule: messenger RNA, 269 nt
Organism: Microthlaspi erraticum
Lineage: Eukaryota; Viridiplantae; Streptophyta; Magnoliopsida; Brassicales; Brassicaceae
Source: the annotation of a GenBank genome assembly